CAUGAGCAAAGACCCACACGAUACUUUCAAAGGUGUAAGUGAGAACUUCUUUUUCAAUUUGGCUUACAGCAACCACUUGAAUUUAGAUGAAAGACCAAUGAUAAUCCAAAACAUAAAGGAAGAUGUAACUAAGGAUUAAAUCAUAGAGUUUUAUCAUAAUUUGGAAGAGUUAUUAGUUUAACAAUCAGACAAGCUAAAAAUCCAAGAUUUUAAUCUUAAUUAUGCUUCGUCCAUUAUUAAACAAUGGAAGAUUUAAAAAGAGCUCGUUACAACUUUAUGAUGAUAAGAAUGAAAAUACUAUUAAAAAAAGAAAAGAAAUCUUUAAGGAUGGCCAUGCUGUGGAAUCUUCAAAAAAAAACAAGUUG
Messenger RNA from Paramecium octaurelia, 365 nucleotides. Lineage: Eukaryota; Ciliophora; Oligohymenophorea; Peniculida; Parameciidae. The record is from the annotation of a GenBank genome assembly.